AUGCUUCCCUUUCUUUAUCCUUUUCUCAACACCACAGUCCGCGCGCGACCAGCCGUAUCGCGACUGCAGAAAGCCGUGCGCUGUUGUCGAUGGCAGAGCUCAAGUCCCCCAGAAGAACCAGAGUCCGAAUUUUUGCACACCAAUCCCCCGCCCUCGGAUUACUCGCGAUUCAUUUUUCAGGAUAAAUGCCUCGUCACCGUGGUCGCUGGAUCUGGAGGUGAUGGCUGUGUCUCGUUCUUGCGCGAAAAGUAUAUUGAAGAAGGUCCGGCCAACGGAGGUGAUGGUGGCAGCGGUGGGAACAUCUUUAUACAAGCCAUCGACGGCCUUUCCAGUCUACACAAACUGGCGCGACAGGGCGUCAUUCGCGCCGGCCGGGGUAAAAACGGACAAGGGAAAAGCCAAGGAGGCAAAAGGGGUCACGACGUUCUCAUCCAGGUCCCCGUCGGCACCGUCCUUCGCGAGGUGAGCAGAUUUGACCCGGUGGAGGAGAAAGAGCACGAGUAUCGCACUUUAAGAGGGGCAAUGCCCGAGGACCAAGUGGAUGCUGAAGCGGACCCGGCUCAACGGGGUCGCUUCGUGUUAUACCCCGGAUCGAAACCGUCAGACUUUUUGUUGAUGUCAUUCCCUUCGCUUGGUCCGCCGCAAAGACCGAGUAUUGCCGCAUUGGAGCCCGCGGCGCCAAUUCACUUGGACCUGUCAAAAAAUAUGCCCGAGCCGAUUGUCCUCGCUGCAGGCGCUGUGGGAGGGUUUGGGAAUCCUCAUUUUGUGUCGCGCUCUACUCCCAAACCUACAUUUGCUACGAAGGGGGAAAAAGGAAUGACGCUACACUUGGAAUUUGAGCUCAAACUGUUAGCUGAUGUCGGCCUUGUGGGCUUCCCCAAUGCCGGCAAAAGCACGCUGCUGCGUUCUCUCACAAACAGUCGGACACGGGUUGGGAAUUGGGAGUUUACCACGCUGUCACCGAAUAUCGGCACUGUGGUUCUGGAUAACGGAAAAGGCAGGCCGCUUGUUGAGUCGUCUGACAGAGAGAAUCCUCGCACUGGCUUUACUAUCGCAGACAUCCCCGGUCUCGUCGAGGAUGCCCAUUUGGAUCGCGGAUUGGGCCUGGGCUUCCUGCGACACAUUGAACGUGCCGGCAUCCUUGGGUUUGUGGUUGACCUGAGUGCUGGCAACCCGAUCGAGACUUUGCAAAAGCUGUGGCACGAGCUAGGCGAAUACGACAAGAUGCGUGAUAUCAAGCCCGAAAUUCACUCUGAGGACUAUCUUGUUUCCUGGAGUCCCGAACCAGCAGGUCAAACGGAACCGUUUGUCAACGACGCCUCUAGGCCCACGAAGAAGCUGCCACCAUUGGCACUCCCGCCGAUCUAUAGGAAGCCGUGGUUUGUUGUCGCCACAAAGGCCGAUUUGCCAGAGACGCAGGAAAAGUUUAUUGCUCUGCGCGACUACCUCUCGCAAGUGCAGCAAGGCACCGUCCAGCAUCCGAGCGGCCACAAGGACGCCUUUCGAGAGCGCGUGGUGGCUGUUCCAGUUAGCGCUAUCAAAGCAGAGGGCGUCCAGGGCAUUCCAAACCUAGUCAUGACCUUCCUUGAAGACCGUAAAACAGCCUCAUAA
This is a messenger RNA of Talaromyces rugulosus, 1611 nucleotides long. RefSeq lists its product as uncharacterized. The record is from RefSeq and is a predicted model, not a curated record. The transcript has a single exon. Gene Ontology annotation, cellular component: mitochondrion. The coding region runs from base 1 to 1611 and encodes 536 amino acids. Gene Ontology annotation, molecular function: magnesium ion binding; GTP binding; GTPase activity. NCBI's taxonomy places the organism in Eukaryota, Fungi, Ascomycota, Eurotiomycetes, Eurotiales, Trichocomaceae.